AUGGCAGACCAAGCAACCCGCGCUGUUGUAGAUAAGCUUCCCCUCUGCUCCGUCAAUGCAGGCCCCCGCAGUCCGCAAUGGAACGAACGCUUGAAGGAGGAGUACAGGGCGCUCAUUAGCUAUUUGACGCUCGCGAAAGAAAAUGACAAGGAGUGGUUCAAGAUUGAAGCCAAUCAAGAGGGCACAGAAUGGAAGGGGCGCUGCUGGUGUCUUCACGAAAUGGUUAGGUACGAGUUCGAUUUAGUUUUCGACAUCCCUGCAACGUACCCGCUGACGCCGAUUGAUCUGCGGCUGCCCGAGCUGGACGGGAAGACUAGCAAGAUGUAUCGCGGCGGCAGGAUUUGUCUUGACGCACACUUCGCGCCUCUCUGGAGUAAGAACGCUCCAAAGUUUGGCAUAGCUCAUGCUUUGGCCCUUGGGUUGGGGCCAUGGUUAGCGGCGGAGGUGCCUUAUCUGGUGGACUCGGGCGUCCUUAUGGCCUCUUAG
Messenger RNA from Cyclospora cayetanensis, 486 nucleotides. RefSeq names its product ubiquitin-fold modifier-conjugating enzyme 1. Gene Ontology annotation, biological process: protein K69-linked ufmylation. Lineage: Eukaryota; Apicomplexa; Conoidasida; Eucoccidiorida; Eimeriidae. The transcript has 5 exons. Gene Ontology annotation, cellular component: cytoplasm. Bases 1 to 486 code for a protein of 161 amino acids. Gene Ontology annotation, molecular function: UFM1 conjugating enzyme activity. The record is from RefSeq and is a predicted model, not a curated record.